Molecule: messenger RNA, 1932 nt
Organism: Cimex lectularius (bed bug)
Lineage: Eukaryota; Metazoa; Arthropoda; Insecta; Hemiptera; Cimicidae
Product: keratin-associated protein 10-7-like
Exons: 2
Coding region: 68-1873 (601 amino acids)
Source: RefSeq, a predicted model, not a curated record
AAAAUUGCGUUUUAUCUCUACGUGCCUUCAGUCGGCCCUCGCCUCCCUCGCAAAUCCGCCGGACGCGAUGAACUGGAAGUUAAUCCUGUUCUCUGCGCUCUUUGUUCAGUCAGCUUUGAGCCAUUCGUGCACCUUGGAGCCGGACUCUUCAUGCGAGUGUCCGCCCACACAGACGGCAGAAUGCACGACGUCCUGCCCGUCUGGUGAAGUAGCCUGCACGUGCCAGUGUCAAGAAGAAUGUCCAGCUCACGACCAAUGUCAGCAGAACGACGGAAAUUCAGUCUGCAAAGUCUGCGAUUCUCCGUGUGAAGAGUGUUCGACGGUCGAUUUCGGCUCGUGCUGUUUACCGGGUCCCUGCCCGCGGACUGGGGCGCCCGUAUGUACAUGUGAUUUGAAAUCUGAAACAGUCUGCCUCUCUCAGCCACCCUGUCCUUGUGACAAUAACAACUGCCCGUGCGACUUCACCACUACUUUACCCAACGUCCCUUGCAAGAAGAUCUGUCUUUCCCAACCGUGCUGCGAUUGUGAAGUGUCGUGUGAUGACAAAGGCUGCUUACCUGAAAAACAAGACACUCUUUCUCAUUGUGAUUGUGAUUUACAGUCCCAACUUCAGAACGUCGACUCGUGUGCGACAACGCCCGACAAUCAAUUCUAUCUGCCCGAACAGUCUUUCCACUAUGAAACAGAUAACCAUUCGCCUCUUUACUCACCCGACUAUUUUCGUACCUGUGCCGAUAAAGAAACCUUCGCCCCUGAAUUGACCUGUCCUUUUAAUUGUCUCGACGGCCAAGGCGUGCUUCCCUUUGCUUGUCCUAACAAACGCUGCUGUACUGACCAACCGCCUUGUGCAGCUAAGCUUUUGUCGCCGUGCUCAGGAGACUGCGUUAAACCUUUUUGUAGUUUCAACCUUCUGCCUUGUUCUUCUAAAGAUACUUGUACUUCACAAACUUGCCUCGAUUCGUCGCAAAAGUGCGAAUCUCAUUCAGUCUGUCCUUGCACCCCUGAAUGCCCCCAGACUGUGACUUGCUCACAAUCUCUCUCAUGUCCUUGUCAAUCUGUGCUUCCAGAAUGUCACGUGAAAAAAGUAUGUUUUAAUCAACUUUGUCCCUGUGCGACGCAGACCUGCUUCCGUCCAGUCUGCUCCUGUGAGCAGUCCUGUUGUAAAGCGCCUUGCUCUGUGCCUUCCUGCCCUUGCAUGCCCGUAUGCCCGUGCAGGCCGUGCUGCUGUCCCAAAUUUGUAACUGGAGUGCGCCCAGUCGUAGAAGAGUGUAUCCGGCAUAUACCGAUCGUCAGAAAUAGGAUCAAACAGCACCACGAAUUCGUGACGAGGGAAAUCCCUAUCGUCCAAAAUCACAUCACACACCAAGAAGAACAGAUCGUCCGGCAUGUCCCAGUCGUCCAGAAGUGCCUCGAGCCCGUCAUGGAAUCCAGGACCCGCCACGUGCCCGUCCUUAGGCAGAAAAUUCGAACUGUCGUCGAACCUUUCACAGAGCACGUCCCUCUGACCGAAAACAGCAUCCGCCAAGUCGAAAAAUGCUUGAUCCGACAGGUACCGAUUUUUGAGAAACGCUGCAUACCCGUCGCCCUUCAGACCGUCCAUAAAAUACCAGUCACCGAGAGAAGAUGCAGGCCAGUUGUCGAGACCCAACUCACUCAGGUGCCGGUAAAGCAAAAAGUAGUAAAGAACAUUCUCUUCCAAAGGCUGUGUACUCCUUGCCAGUGCUGUCCACAAGCCUUCUGCUGCCCGUGUUGCAGCCAAUGUGGACCCUGUCCCCUGUCACCCUGUUCGUGUAAUUUUCCGAGUUUUCAACCUCCCUGCUGCGCGCAAAAUCCCUGCCUCCCUUCCAACUGUGCCAAACAACCCUGCUGUUAGAUAUCACUUUAUUUAUUUAUUUGUAGUUUUUGUAUUUAAAUAAAAAUUGUAAUAACAAA